Messenger RNA from Aspergillus ruber CBS 135680, 1066 nucleotides. Its product is annotated as endosulfine family protein. Lineage: Eukaryota; Fungi; Ascomycota; Eurotiomycetes; Eurotiales; Aspergillaceae. The record is from RefSeq and is a predicted model, not a curated record. The transcript is spliced from 3 exons. Gene Ontology annotation, cellular component: cytoplasm. Gene Ontology annotation, molecular function: protein phosphatase inhibitor activity. The coding region runs from base 446 to 964 and encodes 172 amino acids.
GAGUUGAACUGGCAGAUAAUAAUAUUUACAUAUAUUAUAAUUAAAUUCUAUUGUAUCAUUGCUGUGGUUUGCCUGCCCGCCCACCGCCCUCUCUUCCUCCGUCUGCAACCAACUUCCAUCUUCUACUCUUAUUACUGUUUCUUCUCUUCAACGUCUCCUUCACCAACUGUUCUUCUAUACUGGCUAUUUCUAUUUGCUCCACGAAUCGACUAAUUUGAUUGUAUCUGCUCGACUCUCCAGAUUCUUCAAUCAUCCUUUCUCUCCCUCUUCGUCUGGCAGGGAUCUCUGUCGCCCAACUGUCUCUCUUCCCCGCUUCUCGACCAUUGGCUCUGUCCAGAGAACUUUACUACUGCAACCACCACGGGCUUAUAUCGCUUCAUCUUAACUCUAUUCCCUUAGCCUUUUAUCUGCGAAAAACCGUUCAGUCUCGUUUCAGUCGCCCAAAAUGAAUCCUCACCAACAGAACAAGGUUGACAUAAGCUCCCUCAACCCAGAUGAGCAGCGUCUGCUGCGUCUCUAUGGCAAAAUGCCAAACAAAAAGGAUCUUCUCCAGAACAAACUCAAGGAACGAAAAUAUUUCGAUUCAGGUGACUACGCCCUCAGCAAGGCCGGAAAAGCCUCAGACGUCGGUGUCACCAACAUUGGCUCUCAGCACCCCGUCCCCGAAAACAUUCCGCACCUGACGGCCACUUCACCCGGCGCCAAUAACCCUGCUGCCGCCAGCAACGGCGGUAGUGCCAGCUCCCAGGGCCAACAGGUCCCGGGAAGCAGCAUCAGCGGCCACCCCGGCUCCAUUGGGUUUCAAGGCAGAAAUCCUGCUAAGGAAGGCAGCUUCUUACAACAGGAAACCAGCGCAGAGGAUUCCGAGGGUGCCAGGGACUCCGCAGCCGUAAAGGACAAGGAUGCACAUGAAUCUAGUGUCAGUCCACCGCCAGCACGAGAGGGUGUGCCCAUCAAGCAAUAGUGAUACUCUUCUCCGUUUCUUUCUUGUUUCUUCUUGCCGGGCUGGUCUUCUCUUUUGCUUUUUCCCUCGCUCCCAUUAAUUGCUCAUGCAGUGAUUUGUGGU